Molecule: messenger RNA, 3255 nt
Organism: Leptonychotes weddellii (Weddell seal)
Lineage: Eukaryota; Metazoa; Chordata; Mammalia; Carnivora; Phocidae
Source: RefSeq, a predicted model, not a curated record
AGGACGCGCCGAGUCCCGAAAGAGGAGCAGGGGGAAAAGUGCGGUUGGCAGUCCAGUAAUCUAAGACUCUGCCAAGGGGGAAUUCCAAAGGCCGUGAGAGCCUCAGUAGUUGCGCCGCGGCCCGAGGGGGCGAGCGCGACCGGAGGGACGCACUGGGGACUGUUUAUAGCCCUGUCAGGACCGCGCAAAGAGGGGAGGAGGAGGCCUGAGGUCUGCUUGGAUGAUGGCAUGCUGAGAAUCACCCCGGAGCCUGGGCCCGCAUGGCAUCCCAGGACAAAGAUGAGGAGUCCUCACCUCGCUGGGCCUCCCAGACAAGGCCCUGGGAUGCCAUCCUCGAGGCCAUCAGGGAGCAGCUCCCAUCUCUGGAUUCAGAUUCCUCCUCGUCAGACUGCGGGCCAGAGGAGCUGUUCAUCUUCCAGCGAGAUCAAACUGCCCUGAUCCCAGACUUGUCAGAGGACCUGGCUGAAGAGCCUGCCAGGGCCUGGCUUGCUACGGCCGCUCGGCCUCCUGAGCCAGGUGUGGUGCCUGUGGAAUUCACUGCAGAACCCUGGAGUAAGUGGGGCCCAAAGACAAGGGGUCCUGCCUCUCUGCAAGGCAGGGACGCUGACGGGCCUGUAGAGACCUGUGGUGAGGCCUGUUCCCUUCUUCGGGUGCCUGAGGACACCCCCAUGUGGCAGGAAGGCAGUCGUGGGGCUGUGUCCUUCAGCACCCAGGGUCCUCGCCGGGGGCCACACGGAGAAGCCACCUUCUCCCCGUGGGAAUGCGACCUGAAAACAGAACCCCCGGGCGCUGCCUCACGAGCCCAUUGGGGCACAGACUCCACAGCCCACAGAGCCCUCCGAAGGGAGAGAAGGAAGAUGAUUGAGAAGGACAUACUCCAUAAAGUUACCUGGGAUGCCCGGGGCCCAGCCUGCCGUGACCACAGUCCAGUGGAGGAGGCACCCUGUGCCGCAGGAGCGGCAGGUCUGAGACAAGAAACACCCCCGGAGGGGCCCCGGGAAGGACCUCCGGUGCUCUCCCUCAAGGAACUUGAAGAGUGGGAUUUGGAUCACAUCCUUCAGAGUCUGGCAGGGCAAGAAGGCAGCAGGGGAGAUCGCGCACCUAGAGCCACGUGGUGGGCAGCUGACCGCCUGGGCCGAGAGCCCCUUCUGCCUGGAAGGUGCCUGCUGACACACCUCAGGACACCAUGCAGCAGGAGGCCAGGAGCAGGUGAGACUUCUGCCAGCCACAGCCUGUGUCCUCUCUGUGGAACUGGCCAUGGUCUUGCAGCAAGUAUCAGAUCUAUCCUGGGUGGAGCACUUGAUGUAGAGUUCUCAUUUCAUCUCAAGAAUCUGAUCAGAUCUGCUCCGAGGGAGUCAGGCUUCCAGGCCGAGCAGGGCCUGACACUGGCCGAGAGCAGGCAGCUAAGGAGCCCCGCAGAGCCUCCCACUAUCUUCAUCGAUCUGCGGCCCUCGGAGCCAUCAGACCCCAGCUCCAGCCUCAGCUCCAGCUCCUCUGACAGCGAGGAGGAGGAAGAGGCUACAGUGGCCCUCAGAGAUCAGCAGGGCCCAGCCAAGCAGGAGAGUCCUUCCUCCCGCCGCCUACGGGACUGCACCGGGAAGAGUCAGCUUCUCCAGCAGCUCAGGGCAUUUCGGGAGGGGACAGCUCAGCCCAAUUUACCUGCCACUGGGGGUCCCAGUGUCCAGAAGGCUCAAGUCCCUGAAGAUUCAGCCAGCUCCGCAACUGGAAGGAAGCAACAUAUACCAGCCUGGGCCGAGCAGCAGAGCACCCAGGCCAGACACCCAGGGGGAGGUCCCAGGGCGCUAGGGGACACUCUUGGGCCAGGGACAGCCAGGGAGGCCCUGGUGCCUCCCCUGGGCCAACUGCAGCUGCGUCCUGGACCAGAUGGGAGAAGGAGCUGGGCGGAAUGAUUCCACUCUCCAUCCACAUGCCUGGGCCCCUGGCUCUCCCUUGUUUCCGAGAGAAGGUGCUUCUUCUGCAGCACGGGGACCCUCAGGCUGCGGGGCAGAUCAUUCUGUGCACUUAGAGCAAAGAUGCCAGAACACAGUUGUACACAGAGCAGGACAAUAGCGCCUGGGAAGCAGACCCCACCGAGAGCACCGUCCGUGCCAACAGGGGGACUGUCGGGCGUUUUCUCUCCUGUGUCUGCACUCUUCUCUGUUAUUGCCAUCAUGCAAGCUCUUUAUAAAACUAAAACUCAAGUAAAACAUAUUUAGAGAAUUUCAGGGUUUAGGGAAAGGGUCUUGGAAGAGAAUUGAGCCUGAUCUUCUGGGUCCCUGGCUGCUUGCUAUUUAUGUGCCUAAAUGCACACACCACCCGCUCUCUCUCACACACCAAAUGGACUCUUUGAUAAAUAGGGGAAGACUGAAGGUUUUUUUCUUUAACCAAGAUACAAAGGCACACAUCUGUUUUAGGGUCCUUCCAAACUAUGGGUGGAGUUGACCUUUCCACAGAGAUAGAGUACUGAGUGUCCUGACGCCCAAACAGUCCCCAUGGAACAGAGCGGUGCCCAGCCUUGUGGAGGACAUCAUUCUCGUUACUUUGCAAACAUCACCCCCCACCGCCCAUUUUCAGAGUCCUUUCGUAUUGUUCUCAGCCCUGCUGUCCCCAACAGGCUGAAGCCCUGAUCUGUGGGCACCUCUGUUUUCUCGUCAACUUGUUUCCGAGAUUCUGCUUCUCAGAGUCUCUGCCCCACUCCGCCCUGCCUGCCCCAUGGGAAAAGCAGUCAUCUCGAGUCCCCCUGUGACAUGGGCUCAGUGGCUUGGUAGGGUCCUUGGCAUUUGGGCACGUGUCCCAGGAUUCAGCUGGGGUCACCACCUGUUAGCAUGCGCUGAGGAUGGGCAAGGGUCUCUUUCCAUCAAGCCCUGCACCAGGCAAGGCAGGCUCUGCCUGGCCUCAGCUAGUCAUGAUCAGGGCCACAGACCUCACUUGAUAUGGCCAUGGGGGCCCCUACAGCAGCCCCCACCCACAACGAUGAGGGGUCAGGGGCAAGGCAGCUUCCACCAAGGCCACAGGAAGCCCUGGGUGGGCCUACCAGCAGGGCAGUUAACCACACUGUGUCACGUGGGCUCCCGGGUCUUGCCCAUCUGUGAAAGUCCCUCACCCUCUGCUCCAGGGCAUGUGCAGUGUGGUCAGGGCUCAGGCACUGGGCAAGGCAGACUAAACGUGACCACCUCCACCCAUGCAGCCUGUCAGGAGCAAUGGCCAGCUUUUCUUCCUUUGAACCCAUUUUCCGCAUGUCUACCCCCCCUUUUU